AGAUUAAAGUUCUUGCUAUUUAAAGGCAAAACAAGAAAAGUCGUUUUGUCAGUUCUCAUCUUGAUCUUUCUCUCGUCAAACUUAAAAUGAUUUUAUUUGUAUCUUUUUUGUUGCUUACAUUACCCAUCAUCUCAAAUGGACUCCCAUUGUCUCAUGAAAAGUUACAAUCGACUUUUUACGAUAUAUUUCGAUCUUAUGACAAUGAAUCGAUUAAUCAAGUCUGCGGUCGCGAUACUCUCCCAGACCAAGUGCCAUUCUACGCUACGGUAGAAGUGAUUCGUUAUGAAGUUCAUUCAAAAUUUUUCAAUAUGUCCAAACAUAAAAAGUGUGGUGGUGUUUUAAUUUCAAAUCGAUGGGUCUUGACUGCGGCCCAAUGCACAUACAAUAUCUCUGGAACCAUACGAGUUGUUUUAGGUGACCAAUUGAACAACAAAACGAUUGGAGUGGAAGCAAUUUACGUCCAUCCGGAUUUUAAUCGUCGAACACUCGAAAACAAUAUCGCCCUUUUAUUAUUGGAAGAUCCAGUUCAGUUCAGUAGGAGUAUCCAACCAAUUUGUUUACCAGAGCCUGGAGAAGAUGAAACUUUUUAUGGUCGCAAUGGAACAUUGGGUCUCGGGAUGAAACUAAAUGUAUAUGGGAGAAAAUUACUUAACACUAUGCAAAUAACCACUCCGCCGAUCAUGAGAUAUGAUUAUUGUCAAAGAUUUCCCGGAAAAGCUGCAGUCAACGAAACAAUUAACCCUGAGUCCUUUUUGUGCUCUGGUUUUCCUAAAGGAUAUAUACGAUUUUAUUCACGUAUUUCAUGGCCUGGCGAUCCGUUGAUGGUCAAAGUUGAAAAAAAUUGGGUACUUGCUGGUAUUAAUACAUUGCACAACGUGGACUCACUUUUUACUUGCAUUAGAGUUGGAUUUUACUUGGACUGGAUUAAAAGAACAAUAGAACAAAAUAAUAGUUGA
This is a messenger RNA of Tetranychus urticae (two-spotted spider mite), 956 nucleotides long. Its product is annotated as chymotrypsinogen B-like. The record is from RefSeq and is a predicted model, not a curated record. Gene Ontology annotation, biological process: proteolysis. NCBI's taxonomy places the organism in Eukaryota, Metazoa, Arthropoda, Arachnida, Trombidiformes, Tetranychidae. Gene Ontology annotation, molecular function: serine-type endopeptidase activity.